AUGAGCAACUUCUACGAACAGUUGACCUCCAACAAUGGCGGUCUCUCUAAUGCCCUCAACAAAUGUAUCAAUUAUCUCGAAGAACGCAUUCCUGGUUACACCAGCAGGUCGUCAUGGCUGGCGUAUUUCAAUGAUAUAACGUCUACGUCCAGAGAAGAGCUCAUUGACGAUAUCAGUAAUUUGAGAGUGACUCCAGCCACGACGACGGUGGUGUUGACGACGUUUUUGACGAUUUUGGUAGCCAGUAAGCUUUUAGGUGGCAGUCUGGCGCCAGCGUCGAAGAAGAAGCCCAAGACGAAAAAGAAGAAGAAGAGUAAGGCCCAGAUCGCCAACGGCGAGAUCCAGAAGAUCUUGGAUAACGUGGAGGAGACGUUUGUGGCUCAGAUAGACGAGUACAUUGACAACUAUAAGGAAUUGAGCGACGACAAGAAGGAAAACACAUACAACUACAUUCAGGAAAUGUUAUUGAAAGAGUUGAUGAAGCUAGACGGCAUUGAUGUGGAUGGCAACGAGGUUUUGCGUGACAACAGGAAGAAGGUGAUUCGGUUUAUCCAGGAGCACCAGUCCAGAUUGGACAAGUUCAAGAAGGACAAUUAG
Candidozyma haemuli is the source of this 597-nucleotide messenger RNA. RefSeq names its product Snl1p (gene SNL1). Gene Ontology annotation, cellular component: membrane; cytoplasm; cytosol. The coding region runs from base 1 to 597 and encodes 198 amino acids. Gene Ontology annotation, molecular function: adenyl-nucleotide exchange factor activity; protein-folding chaperone binding. The transcript has a single exon. The record is from RefSeq and is a predicted model, not a curated record. NCBI's taxonomy places the organism in Eukaryota, Fungi, Ascomycota, Pichiomycetes, Serinales, Metschnikowiaceae. Gene Ontology annotation, biological process: protein stabilization.